GCAUUGAGAACCUUCCCUGUGAGCUUCAGAGGAACUUCCAGCUGAUGCGGGAACUGGACCAGAGGACGGAAGAUAAGAAAGCCGAGAUCGACGUCCUGGCUGCGGAGUACAUCUCCACGGUGAAGGCACUGUCAGCCGAGCAGCGCGUGGAGCACCUGCAGAAGAUCCAGAGUGCCUACAGCAAAUGCCGGGAGUACAGCGACGACAAGGUGCAGCUGGCCAUGCAGACCUAUGAGAUGGUGGACAAACACAUCCGCAGGCUGGACGCUGACCUGGCCCGCUUCGAAGCGGAUUUGAAGGACAAGGCAGAGGGCAGUGACUUCGAAAGCUCUGGAGCGCGCGCACUGAAAAAAGGUCGGGGUCAGAAAGAGAAAAGGGGCUCCCGGGGCCGGGGCAGGAGGGCAUCCGAAGAAGACACCCCAAAGAAAAAGAAGCACAAAGCAGGGUCCGAGCUCGCCGACGCCAUCCUGUCCGUGCACCCGUCCGACGUGCUGGACAUGCCCGUGGACCCCAACGAGCCCACCUACUGCCUGUGCCACCAAGUGUCUUACGGCGAGAUGAUCGGCUGUGACAACCCGGACUGCCCCAUCGAGUGGUUUCACUUUGCCUGUGUGGACCUCACCACCAAGCCCAAAGGGAAAUGGUUCUGCCCGCGGUGUGUGCAGGAGAAGAGGAAGAGGAAGUGAGCAGGGCCGAGGCCGGCCUGGAGGGCGAGUUGGCGUGUUCUUGAUCGUGUUGCAAUAUUUCCCUUCGUGUUAGAACUACCUUGUUUGGAUUGAUACCUAAUAAC
Tupaia belangeri chinensis (Chinese tree shrew) is the source of this 790-nucleotide messenger RNA. RefSeq names its product inhibitor of growth family member 5 (gene ING5). The record is from RefSeq and is a predicted model, not a curated record. Gene Ontology annotation, molecular function: chromatin binding. NCBI's taxonomy places the organism in Eukaryota, Metazoa, Chordata, Mammalia, Scandentia, Tupaiidae. Gene Ontology annotation, cellular component: nucleus. Gene Ontology annotation, biological process: regulation of DNA-templated transcription; positive regulation of apoptotic signaling pathway.